GGGAGUUCCGACCAAGGCGAUCGCGUUUGAUACCCGGCCAUCGGCUUCGAAGCGAAUUCCUGACGAGUUCUUUUGUACCUGACGCCUCAGCUCCAUCAUGUCGAGUAUGCUGAGCCCGCCCUCGGUGGGCGAGCACUUGCUCGUGACUGUGCCUGCGCCGCACGUGCUCAUGCUCACGCUGAACCGUCCCAAGCAGUUGAAUAGCAUGACCAAGGACCUAGAGUUGGACCUUGGACGCGUUUUGGACUGGUUCGAAGACGAGCCAGCGCUAUGGGUGGGCAUCAUCACGGGGCGCGGCCGCGCAUUUUGCGCCGGACAGGAUCUUAAAUCAUGGCAAGACGAAGCAGCCGCACGGCGACGCUUGGCCUCGUCGUCAUCGGAACAGGAGCAGUACGCGCAAUUAGCCGACGGCACGCGCGUCCCGCUGCAGCCGCUUUCAGAAUCGCAGAUCAGCGUCGACCGGCUGCGCAAAGGCGGGUUCGGGAGCAUCAGUUCGCGGCGCAGCAGCAAGCCCAUCAUCGCUGCCAUUGACGGAAUCUGCAUGGGCGGAGGUAUGGAGGUCCUGCUCAACUGCGAUCUCGCCGUCGCUACGGACCGCUCGCGCUUUGCGCUGCCAGAGGUCUCGCGGGGAGUCAUCGCUGCGCAGGGUGGCAUUGCUCGGGUGGCCAAGGUCAGCGGGCAUCACCGCGCCUCCGAAUUGCUGCUCACCGGCUCGGCUGUCUCGGCCGCAGAGCUCUACUCCAAGUACCAGCUGCUGAACAGCGUCGUGCACCUCCCUCCGUCUGCGAGCUUGGAAGCAGGCCAAGUAGCCGUCGAACGCGCCGCGGUGGCGCUCGCUGCGCGCCUCUGCGAAAACUCGCCCGACGCGCUGCUCGUCACAAAAGAGGCGCUCAACGCGGCGAGAGAUUACCCAGGUCCCACCGGCGCGAAUGCUGUGCUGAUCAACGGACAGAAGCGCCAGGGCAAUUUGGAGGAUCUGGCCGUCGAGGCAUACACGACCACGCGCGCUCGAGCGCUGUACGUUGGCGAGAACAUCAACGAGGGCCUCACAGCGUUCCGAGAGAAACGCGCACCGCGAUGGCGCGAUCCUGUCCAAUUCCAGCGGCAGGAACGCAAUGCGGGCAAGCUGUGAGGCGCAAGAGAGGGUAUCCGGCGAGCAAGCCAGGCGUUUUGCUGUCUGUAAAUCAAGCAGUGCAGGAAGCAAGGCAGAGCGUAGUAACGCUGACUCGCGUAGGUGGAUCAUAGCACAAUACGAUACACAGCACAAAUGCCAUCUGGUACACAAACCAAAGCCUUCGUCGCAUUUUUUUUUUUAAUUUCUGCUUUCGAAAGUAAACAAAUCUUCGGUAUAUUGUACAACUACAAAAGAAUGCCAGCG
This is a messenger RNA of Tilletiaria anomala UBC 951, 1378 nucleotides long. RefSeq names its product ClpP/crotonase. Lineage: Eukaryota; Fungi; Basidiomycota; Exobasidiomycetes; Georgefischeriales; Tilletiariaceae. The record is from RefSeq and is a predicted model, not a curated record. Gene Ontology annotation, biological process: fatty acid beta-oxidation. Gene Ontology annotation, cellular component: mitochondrion. The transcript has 4 exons. Gene Ontology annotation, molecular function: enoyl-CoA hydratase activity. Bases 98 to 1132 code for a protein of 344 amino acids.